Molecule: messenger RNA, 13380 nt
Organism: Podarcis lilfordi (Lilford's wall lizard)
Lineage: Eukaryota; Metazoa; Chordata; Lepidosauria; Squamata; Lacertidae
Source: the annotation of a GenBank genome assembly
CCCGGCAAAGUGCUGAAGUUGGGAAGAAGUUUUUGCUCACUGGCGACUCCCUGAACGGGUCGAUUCGUGAGGAAGGCGGAGCUCAUCCCGUUUCUCAGCCUUCUCUUUCUCCUUUAUCUGUUUGGUCUCUAUCCUGCCUGCCGGGAAACAUGGUAAGUCGUGGGUCGGCUGCUCCUGUAGCCUCACCUCGGCUUCGGUUCUGGGGAUUUUGGUGCCUUGGGAAAGGGAAAACAAGGCUGGUUAAAGCGCAAUGCGUGUUUCCUCCUGGGUCUUGGGAAGGCGCGCAGGACUGUGUCCCGGGAGUGUCAGCUGGGCCCGUGGGUGCCAUGCAGCGUGCACAGCCCUGGCCCCGAAAUUUGUGGGUGCCUGGCCCCUUCGUGGGCAAUUUUGUGGGUGCUCGGGCACCCCAGGGCGUUGGCACCGUGUCCUGCGCGUGUUGGCAGCCAGCUGGGUCUCCCGGAACACGUGUGUAGCGGUAAGCCGGUCACGGGUGUGGCUGAAGGGCACCAGGUUGAGAUCUCGUGUGAAUGGGGACGUGUGGCGUCGAGUUGCCCUUCCCUUCCCCUCGGGAAAUGGCCCCUGGCUAGUCUUUCCUGGGCAUCGGCUGCGCUGGAGCUUUUCUCUGACUCCUGCGAUGGGGCCCAGCGCUUAGGAAAACAAAAAAAAUCGAGGGAAGAUCACUUGCGUGUAGGACGUGGGGAUCGUAACGCGCAGACACGUGUCUGCUGGGCUGAUGUCUUGAGGAGCCGCAUCCAGGCUCUUUCCGCACGCCAGGCGUGGGGUGAGCAAACUAAUGCUCUGAGGGUUAGGGAUGUGGGCAGGAUGCGCAGCUCUGUUGCCAGCUUCCUCAUGUAUAAUAAUAAUAAUAAUAUAAUAAUAAUAAUAAUAGACAUCCACUCCCACCCAACGGGCGAACCCGGCUCUGGGGAACUUUUCUGAAUCUCGAUUUAGCUGACGUGAGGUGCCUUCUCUGCCUGAGUCAGGCGCUGGAUACUGAUAAUCCUGGGGGAGAGGGCUUGGAGUGUAUUUGUUGCUCUCUUGCAGCUCUGUAGAGCCUGGUAGGAGAUAAGCCAGAAGCAGGAUUCAUGGGUAGUCAAGGAGCAACAAGACAGGCCCAGGAGGAUAAUAGUAUGCGCGAGAAACAGGGAGGGGUUGCUAGAAACCUCCCUUUAUUCAUUCUGAGAAAUGGGUCUCCAUGGAUCUGCAAAUAAGCUAUUUCCAAGAUCCUCCAGACUGCGCGGUUAUCUUGCUUUUGCGAUGCUCAGCGGCAGGACGUGACCCUCUUAAGCUCAGAAUGACAGUUUCCUGGCACCAUCUCCCUUCUUGACUUUGGACACGGCAUGCUAAGACGCUUAACGCAGCAGGGUUCAAAAGAUCUACACAAGCAGGGUGCAGAGAAUGUGGUGGAAGGGGCCUGUCGAAGAACCGAACUUGUGCUUGCUUAUUUUGGCUAUUGGUUAAAAGAAGGAAGUGCUGUGAACCAGAGAGCUUCUCCAAAUCACAGCUCUCUAAAAACCGCUCUGUUUCCAAAUGCCCAUUGCAAAAGUGCCAGCCUAAGCUGUUUGGGUAAGACUUAAAAGGCAAGCUCCUUUGGGCUUGGGUAGCAUCUUGAAAGCGAAAGUAGCCAAGUUUGGACUUGCCAGCUGCUCUUGCAAAGAGAUGCGCUAAACGGCCUCGGCUCAGUAUACCUGAAGGAGCGUCUCCACCCCCAUCAUUCUGCCCGGACACUGAGGUCCAGUGCCGAGGGCCUUCUGGCGGUUCCCUCACUGCGAGAAGCAAAGCUACAGGGAACCAGGCAGAGGGCCUUCUCGGUAGUGGCGCCCACCCUGUGGAACACCCUCCCAUCAGAUGUCAAAGAUGUCAAACUACCUGACAUUUAGAAAACAUCUGAAGGCACCCCUGUUCAGGGAAGUUUUUAAUGUGUGACAUUUUGAUGUAUUUUUAAUCUUUGUUGGAAGCCGCCCAGAGUGGCUGGGGAAACCCAGCCAGAUGGGCGGGGUACAAAUAAUAAAUUAUUAUUAUAAGGUGCUUUCUGCGGCAUUGCAUAAUGCCCAGCUGCUGGUGAAAAGGACGAAACUUCUUUUAACUUGUGCUGGAAGAUGUGGCACGUACAGCCAGAGUCAAGGAAGGACAAUGGAAGGUAGAAUUUUUAUAAUCGAAAAGGGAUGUAGUAAAGCACUCAAGAUGCAGUUGCAGCGUCAAUAAAAAAUGUAUGAGGCUGCUCAGCAAGUAGUGAUUUAUUUACUUCAUAAAGUUUAUAUACGUCUGCACCAGGGAUGCCAACUUCAAUAAAAUAUUCGGGGUGGGGGCAGGUAAGCCCCACCCCGCCUUGGAUCUGUCGUGUGGGUAGUCUUCUCUUCUGUUUUCAGCUGUUGCUGAAUACUGCCUCCACCGCAAACAACCAGCUACAGCAAGCCUAAUCUAGUCAGGAAUUCAAAAUAGUUGGUUUCGAAACAUCUACCCAUUAGCAUCUAGAUUAGAUGGGCACUCCUGAGGAAGCAAGCAUUACAGACUAGGAACCACGACUCCCUUGAACUCAGGCUCCCCUAUAAUAUCCAGACCUUGCCUAUUUUUUUUAUCAAGGGAAGAGCUCUGAGCACGGGGCCUGCAUGUGGCUGUUACAGUCGGGCAUCUCUCUGUGCAGAUUAUUAAAAGAAUGGAAGCAGAACAGGCUCAAAUUGAAGAUGCCAUAAAUGUAACACAGUUAAUCUUAGAAUAUAGUUGAUGGCAGGGAUAGCCAUUAAUGUAAUAAAUAAAUUACAGCAUUUGUUUGUGAGUGGGUGUUAUUGGUUUUUUUGGUCAUUUGUUUAUUUUUUUAAUUUUUUAUUUCAAUACAUUUCCAAAGUUUACAAAAAAGUAAAUAAAAGAUACGUAAGAUAGCAGCACAAAAGGAUAUAAUGCAAAACAUUGAAAAAAGAUAAACUCAGCUUACGAACAGAAAAAAAGGAAAAAAGGGGGGAAACCGUAAACAAGACAGAAAAAUAUUUAUCAACAACAUUAUUUAAGGAGUACAAACCAUAACUUGAAUAAUCUAUACACAAAAUUAUAAGAAGAAAUUACCUUCAUACUAGUUUGAGUCCCUUAUUAGUUUUAUUGACUUCCAACUAUCUCUUUGCGGUUUCAACUUGGCUAUUACAUUUAAAUAGCCUGUACAGUAAUUAAUUGUUUGUCCAGAUAUGAUGGAAAAGUUUCUCUUUCUGUGAAAUUAGACUAAACACAACCAAGUGUCGUUAUAGGAGGUUUUUUUUGUCAUUUAUAUGUAUUUUGUGUUCUUCUUUUGUAUCUUUCUGUUGUAAACUGCCCUGUGAUCUUCAGAUGAAGGGCAGUAUAUGAAUUUAAUAAAGAAACAGAAAUAUACAAAUAUCCAAUAAAGUGUAUUUUGGAGUCCAGAUGGGUUACUGGGUGACUCACCUGUUUCCAUCAGCUCCAGCCAGCAAGGCCAUUCAUCAUGGAUGGGAGUUGCACUCCAGUGAUAUUGGGAUAUGUUAGGUAUUUAUUUAUUUCUUGAAUUUAUAUACCGCCGUAUACACGGAGGUCUCAGGGCAGCUCACAGAACAAAAUAAAAAAUGUAAAACCACAGAAUAUAUAAUCAAAAUAAAGAUAACAACCCAAUAACCCCCUCCCAUCCAAAAACCCACAUUUUAAAAGGGCAAAGGAUGUCAAUCAAAUCAACCAAAGGCCUGGUUAAAAAGGAACGUUUUACGAAGGUGCCAGGUGAACUUCCCUGGGGAGAGGAUUCCACAAAUGGGGAGCCACUGCAGAGAAGGUCUGUUCUUGUGUUGCCGCCACACUCUAGAUCAGCGGUUCUCAACCUGUGAGUCCCCAGUUGUUGUUGGACUACAACUCCCAUCAUCCCUGAGCUCUGGCCUUGCUAGCUAGGGGUGAUGGGAGUUGUAGUUCAACAACAUCUGGGGACCCACAGGUUGAGAAAGGCUGCUCUAGAUCAUGGGUAGGCAAAUUAAGGCCCGGGGGGUGGAUCCGGCCCAAUCGCCUUCUCAAUCCGGCCUGUGGACGGUCUGGAAAUCAGUGUGUUUUUACAUGAGUAGAAUGUGCCAUUUUAUUUAAAAUGCAUCUCUGGGUUAUUUGUGGGGCAUAGGAAUUUGUUCUUUCCCGCCCUCAAAAUAUAGUCCGGCCCCCCACAAGGUCUGAGGGACAGUGGACCGGCCCCCUGCUGAAAAAAAUUCUGACCCAUGCUUUAGAUCUCUCGAGGUGGCAUACAAAGAAGGACCUCAGAAGAUGAUCUCAGGAUCCAGGUAGAUUCAUAUGGAAAGAGGCGGGCCUUGAGGUACUGUGGUCCUGAGCCAUUUAAGGCUUUAUAGGUCGAAACCAGCACUUUGAAUUGGGCCCAGAAACUCAUUGGUAGCCAGUGCAGUCGGACCAGGAUCAGUGUAAUAUGCUACCACAGGACUAGACUAUUCAAGCACGGUAAAGGUAAAGGGCCCCUGACCGUUAAGUCCAGUUGCAGACGACUCUGAGGUUGCGGCACUCAUCUUGUUUUACUGGCCGAGGGAUCCGGCGUUUGUCCGCAGACAGCUUCCGGGUCAUGUGGCCAGCAUGACUAAGCUGCUUUUGGCGAACCAGAGCAGUGCAUGGAAACGCUGUUCACCUUCCCGCCGGAGCGGUACCUAUUUAUCUACUUGCACUUUGAGGUGCUUUUGAACUGCUAGGUUGGCAGGAGCAGGGUCCGAGCAAUGGGAGCUCACCCCGUCGCAGGGAUUCAAACUGCUGACCUUCUGAUUGGCAAGCCCUAGGCUCUGUGGUUUAGGCCACAGCGCCACCUGCGUCCCUUCAAGCACUGUAGAAAUGUCUAAAGAGACUUCCUGGUGCUGCACUUGAGGAAAUGAGUCUUGGAAAUUGGAGCUCUUAAGGUCUGGUGAGCUAGUCCAAAACAGCUCCUCAUCUUCCUCUCCGCGGUCCACGCUGGUUUCCAAAAAUCACCAGCUUCCAAAUCUCCAUUGCCAACUGAUGACCUGCAGCCACGUCCCCUUGUUAGUGUUUUUUUCUGCCCCCGUUACUUUGUGCUAUCCAUACCACUUUAUCUUUGGCUUCUUAUCUUAUUGUAAAGGUAAAGGGACCGCUGACCAUUGGGUCCAGUCGUGGACUCUGGGGUUGCGGCGCUCAUCUCGCUUUAUUGGCCGAGGGAGCCAGCAUACAGCUUCCGGGUCAUGUGGCCAGCAUGACUAAGCCGCUUCUGGCGAACCAGAGCAGCACAUGGAAACGCCGUUUACCUUCCCGCCGGAGCGAUACCUAUUUAUCUACUUGCACUUUGAUGUGCUUUGGAACUGCUAGGUUGGCAGGAGCAGGAACCGAGCAACGGGAGCUCACCCCGUUGUGGGGAUUCGAACCGCCGACCUUCUGAUCGGCAAGUCCCAGGCUCUGUGGUUUAACCCACAGCGCCACCUGCGUCCCUCUUAUCUUAUUAUAGGACUAGUUAAACAACUAUCCCCACAGCUGUUUCUGCUGGGGACUCCUCUGUAUUAAGGGGUCUGCACUUUUAACCAUUGCUGAGACCUAUCCAGCCAUAGUUUCCAAAUGCCUGGGAUGUUCAGUGACAUAGCAACAACUUAGCCUGGCCUUUUUGUUGAGCUGCAAACACUUCGCUACUCUAGGGAUGUACAUGAAUGAUCCGAACAAGUAAUGAGAUUUCAAAGCUGCCCAUGGAAAAUAUGUGGACAAUGGACUUCCAACAACUAGCAGCUGAGAUAUAUGAAGGACCAGGGCAUUGCCCUGAGAGAUUCAGGGCAAAUCCCAAGGCAUAAAUUUGCCUGCAAUUGCACAUGCCAAUUUUUAUUCAUAAAUAGAUGCAAGUUUUUGUUUUUGGGCAAAUUAAGAUCACAGGUUACUGCAUGGUGCUGUGAAGCAUGCCCAGCAGCCUCAAAGUCCAAACAGUUUAAAAUUAAGAUUUUAGAAAGGUUGGGGAAGGGGCAGAAGAUUGGGGGGGGCAGUGCAAAAGGACUGGAACUUAGGCCUACCCCUAACAAUACACUUAAAGGGACUAUAGGAGUCUUGUAAACAUAAUUCUACCUGGAGACACUCCAGUGUACUCUUUGACCAGGACAGUCACUUGUUCAUUCAUCUCUGUGUCUGCGUAUUCUUCAAGUAGUGGUGUUUAAGAAGGGGCAAGACUGUUGCAACUGUACAGUCAUACCCCGGGAUAAAUAUACUUCAGGAUAAGUAUUUUCGGGUUGUGCUCCACAGCGAUCCGGAAGUAACGGAGCGCGUUACUUCCGGGUUUCGCCGCUUGCGCAUGCGCAGAUGGUCAGAAUGACGUCACGUGCAUGCGCGGAAGUGGUGAAGCACGACCCACAGAUGCGCUGUUGCGUCUGCAUGUUCUAUUCAGGAUGUGAACGGGGCUCCGGAAUGGAUCCCCUUCGCAUCCCGAGGUACCACUGUAUAUAUACAGUGGUACCUCGGUCUAUGAACAGGCUUGUUUAGGAACUAUUGGGUAAACGAACUCCGCAAAACCGGAAGUACAGUGGUACCUUUGGUUACGAACUUCAUUCAUUCUGGAGGUCUGUUCUUAACCUGAAACUGUUCUUAACCUGAGGUACCACUUUAGCUAAUGGGGCCUCCUGCCGCCGCCGCCCGAUUUCUGUUCUUAUCCUGAAGCAAAGUUCUUAACCUGAGGUACUACUUCCGGGUUAGUGGAGUCUGUAACCUGAAGUGUUUGUAAGCUGAGGUGUCUGUAACCUGAGGUACCACUGUAAGUGUUCCAGUUAGCGAACUUUGCCAUGGAAGCCAAAUGGUGGAAGGGCACCGGUGGCAGGACACCUCAGUAGGGAAAGUGCGCCUCGGUUUAAGAACGGACUUCCGGAACGGGUUAGGUUCAUCAACCGAGGUACCACUGUAUUAGGCUUCAUGCUUCAGGCACUGCUUGUUCACUUGACUAGUCUUUUCCACAAGGAAAUGCCUACUAAAUGGAAGCUUAAUAUAUAAAUGCAAACAUCUUGUUCCUCCUUAAACAGCACCAGCCUAGUUGAAGAAUAUGGGGCAGGGAGACAGAUUAUAAUGGACAGAGUACCUUCAAUAAGUACACUCUCUCCAUAUGCAUUACUGGCUAGAACACGGGCCAGCAAACUUUUUCAGCAGGGGGCCGGUCCACUGUCCCUCAGACCUUGUGGGGGGCUGGACUAUAUUUUGGGGGAGAAAAGAACGAAUUCCUAUGCCCCACAAAUAACCCAGAGAUGCAUUUUAAAUAAAAGCACACAUUCUACUCAUGUAAAAACACGCUGAUUCCCGGACCAUCCGCAGGCCAGAUUUAGAAGGUGAUUGGGCCGGAUCCGGCCCCCGGGCCUUAGUUUGCCUACCCAUGGGCUAGAACAUUACUUAUGAACCUUCUAAGCUUUUAAGGCCGGGAAAUAGAGGCACAUUGUUUUCAAACAAGGACAGAAUGCAAAACAUGUUCUGCUUUGCAUGAACAAUUCACAAAUUGCUACCAUAGUUGAAUUUCCUCUGACCUAUCCGUCUUGUUUCUCACACUGGCUACACAAUCCUACUUAAUGUCUCCUUGAGCGACGUCCACUGCAUUCCUCUGGAGUUAAAACUGCCAUCUUGUGCAUAUUUACAUGGGAUUAUUAAGCGAAAAGGAUUCCAGGAUAAGGGUUAGUAUAGCCUUGAAAUUCUUGUCUUCAGCAAAAGCACAGAAUGCCUCUGAUAAGUUAUUUCUCUUUUAAACAGUCUGUUGCAAAAACUUCACCGCUGGUCGUCUUGAGGUUUGUACCUUUCCCUUGAAAGACCAAAUAUAGGAUUAAUAGGGGCAUACUUACCCCUAAACACAAAGGGCAGCUGUGUAAACUGCUUUGAGGUUCUAUGAACCGAUUUGAUGUGUUUCUUUUAAAAGUCAAGUGGCAGAUACAUUUUGCUAAAAAAAUUUUUUUAGAAACUGCUGAGCUCAUUGAAGUUGUGUUGCCCAUUUAAACCUCUAAAUAGGAUUAAUGACUUCAAAAUGACCUUCAGAAAUGAAAUUCACCCUAACCAAUUCCUCUGACUAUUUAUACUACAAGUCUGUAUGGUGAAGAACUCCAGAUUUGAGGAUUAAAGAAUACUUGGAAUGAGCACUGCUAACAUUGCCCAUCCAGUAGACUGCUAUUCAGGCACCAAGAAAGGGACAACAUUUUAAUCUGGAAUGUUUGUGGAGAUGGGGAAGUCUUCCAUUGAGGUUGAAUCCUGACAAGACAGAAGUACUGUUUUUGGGGGACAGGGGGCGGGCUGGUGUGGAGGACUCCCUGGUCCUGAAUGGGGUAACUGUGCCCCUGAAGGACCAGCUGCGCAGCCUGGGAGUCAUUUUGGACUCACAGCUGUCCAUGGAGGCGCAGGUCAAUUCUGUAUCCAGGGCAGCUGUCUACCAACUCCACUUGGUACGCAGGCUGAGACCCUACCUGCCCACGGACCGUCUCGCCGGAGUGGUGCAUGCUCUGGUUACCUCUCGCUUGGACUACUGCAAUGUGCUCUAUGUGGGGCUACCUUUGAAGGUGAACCGGAAACUACAACUAAUCCAGAAUGCGGCAGCUAGACUGGUGACUGGGAGCGGCCGCCGAGACCAUAUAACACUUGAAAGACCUACAUUGGCUCCCAGUACGUUUCCGAGCACAAUUCAAAGUGUUGGUGUUGACCUUUAAAGCCCUAAACGGCCUCGGCCCAGUAUACCUGAAGGAGCAUCUCCACCCCCAUCAGAUGUCAAAGCAAUAAACAACUACCUGACAUUCAGAAGACAUCUUAAGGCAGCCCUGUUCAGGGAAGUUUUUAAUGUGUGACAUUUUAGUGUAUUUUUGGUCCCUGUGGAAGCCGCCCAGAGUGGCUGGGGAAACCCAGCCAGAUGGGCGGGGUACAAAUAAUAAAUUAUUAUUAUUCCUGUUUCAAAGGUGAAAGGCAAGGCAUAUCAGUUGAAGCUGUAGGGAUUCCAUUUUGAGUUCUCUUCAGAUUGGCAGAUGCUGUUAGCUGCAAAAGCUGUCAUGUGUCUCUAUUACCAAUGGUCAAACAGAAGCAUGAAGUGAGAACGUCAUUCUUCUGAAAAUAGGGCUGCCAUAUUUCCAGGGAGAAUUUCCAAAAUGUGGUGCUUUGUCCAGGAUCUUGUGGGGGGAAAACUCAACAACUUUGGGGUUUUUUUAAAAAAAAAGCUCUGUUUUGAAAUAUGGCAACCCUGCUGAAAAGAACUCCAAAUAUCAACAUCUCACUUAUUAAAAGAGGAGUGUAUUUUUCACAUAUCCUGUUUCUAAGUCAAUGAAUUGUGGCUGCCUUUGCUUUCGUGCUGUCGAGUCUUCAGAAUAUUCUACAAGUCAUCAGUAAGCACACAGUUUCUAAUAACAUGCAUUUCAAUUCUGAAGGGGCAAGAAGACUUCCUUAAUGAUAGGGGUUUAUGAAUGGACUGUUCUGUUGCAUGAAAAUUACACAACAGCCUGCUAGUAACCAGGGCUGCCAUAUGUCUGGUUUUCCCAGGACAUUAUCAGGACUUCUUUUAUUGAAAUAAAGUUUAUUUGGUUUUACAAAUAUAGAAUUAUAACAAUAUAAAAUACAUAUCCAUAUUUAGAAUUUUCCAUCUUCCCCUCCAUGGGUCCUAUUGCCCCUGUUCAACUGCAUAUUAUUUCAUAAUCCAUAUUUUAGAUCUCUCCAUUUUGUCCGUAAUAUCUGCCACAUUACAGGUAGCAAAAGACAUGACACUUGCAAUGUAUUUUACACUUGUAACAUUAUUGGGAUUUCAAAGAUGGAAUUGAUGUUGGAGGCGGGGGAAUUGAUGUCGGUCGGCGCUUUGUCCUGGAUCUCAAGCAAGAUUGUGGGUGUUUUUGUAAAAAAAACCCAAAACUCAACAACCUUUGGGAUGUCCUGGUUUUUACUUUUUAGAAAGAUGGCAGCCCUACCAUUAACUAAGCAGCUAUCUAGCAAAGAUUUGCUCAGAAACAGUGGCUAGUGCCUUUGUGAGAACCGCUCUUUCAUCUCUGCAGUUCUGGAGGCAAGUCAAACGCCUCCACUUCUGAAGUAGAAGAUAAACGAGGCUGCUGCAAUUAGCGGCCCAAAGUCACCCUGUGAAUUAGUGGAUAAGUAGUUACAGGUUGACUUGCACAUGAGUUUAAGCUGAUGAAGCGUACCUUGCCCACGGAGGGGAGGGGGGAAUGGUUAAUGUUUUCUAAGAACAGGUCACGCUUAAUUUCACAAACUUGAAUUUGCAUGGGAACAGGUGGUAAUUGAUUGACACGUGGGGAAAUUGUCAAGUGGUGACCGGUCCUUCAACCGAAACCUCCCUGAGAGCUGUAUUUCUGCUGGAGCUACUACUAUAGCUGCUUCUUUUCACAGCGCGAGUGCAUCUCUGUCCACGUUGGCCAAGCCGGAGUCCAGAUUGGCAAUGCCUGCUGGGAGCUCUACUGUCUGGAACAUGGCAUCCAGCCUGAUGGGCAGAUGCCCAGUGACAAGACCAUUGGGGGAGGAGACGACUCCUUCAACACUUUCUUCAGUGAGACGGGAGCUGGCAAGCACGUGCCCAGGGCCGUUUUCAUAGACUUGGAGCCAACUGUGAUUGGUGAGCAUACAAACAAGACAGGCUACAGGUGGGGCUGUAGCUUACAUACCCUCCAACAUUUCUCCAGUGAAAAUAAAGGUAAAAAGGUAAAGGGACCCCUGACCAUUAGGUCCGGUCGCAACUGACUCUGGAGUUGCAGUGCUCAUCUCGCUUUAUUGGCCGAGGGAGCCAGUGUUUGUCCGCAGACAGCUUCCGGGUCAUGUGGCCAGCAUGACUAAGCCGCUUCUGGUGAACCAGAGCAGCGCACGGAAAUGCCAUUUACCUUCCCGCCAGAGCGGUACCUAUUUAUCUACUUGCAGUUUGACACUUCGAACUGCUAGGUUGGCAGGAGCAGGGACCAAGCAAUGGGAGCUCACCCCGUCACGAGGAUUCGAAAAUAGGGAUGUCUAAUAAUAAUAAUAAUAAUAAUAUAAUAUAAUAUAAUAUUACUUAUACCCCGCCCAUCUAGUCGGGCCUCCCCAGCCACUCUGGGCGGUUUCCAACAGGAUAUUGAAAACACAAUGAAAGAUCAAACAUUAAAAACUUCCCUAAACAGGGCUGCCUUCAGAUGUCUUCUAAAAGUCAGAUAGUUGUUUAUUUCCUUGGCAUCUGAUGGGAGGGCAUUCCACAGGGCGGGUGCCACUACCGAGAAGGCCCUCUGCCUGGUUCACUGUAACCUCACAUCUCGCAGGCAGAGAACUGCCAGAAGGCCCUCGGAGCUGGACCUCAGUGUCUGGGCUGAAUAAUGGGGGUGGAGACAUUUAAAUUACCAUGUAUUUAAAGCCCAUUCUCUUCCCCACCCACAAGAAUCAUAGCAGCUGUAGUUUCCCCCUCACAGAGCCAACAUCCCCAGCACCCUUGACAAACUACAGUUCCCAGGAUUCCUUGGGAGAAGUCAUGUGCUUUACCUAUAUGGUGGGCAUGCCGCCCAAAUCUCCUCAGAAGCCUUAGGCAUGUAUUUGUCCUGGUGUACAACAAAUAUGAUUCCCCAAGGGCAGAUGGUCUUAAAUACCAUUUCACUCGGGAUCACUUCUCUCCACAGAUGAGGUGCGCACUGGCACCUACCGCCAGCUCUUCCACCCUGAGCAACUCAUCACUGGCAAGGAGGAUGCUGCCAACAAUUAUGCCAGGGGCCACUACACCAUCGGCAAGGAGAUCAUUGACCUGGUCCUCGACAGGAUACGCAAACUGGUGAGUUGACGUCUGCUGCCCGUGGGACUGGGGGAAGGAAGUAUUCAGGGGCUUCUAAACACAACAGGAAAGACGUUUCACAAAAGCACCCUUUAUAAAUGGAGAAAAGGCAUUUCUUUAAUAUGUUCCUUCUUGUUUCCUCUGUUCCGGAUGUGAGCAUGGUUGUAGCAAGAAAAAGCACUGCCCGUGUCAAGAGGGAAUGGCCAGCUUUUUGGGAAUAGACAAAACCCUUUAAAAAAAGAACAAAUGGGGACCCUCCAAAACUAAUUAUUAUUAUUAUUAUUAUUAUUAUUAUUAUUAUUAUUAUUAUUUAUUUGUAUCUCACCCUCCCCGGCUGAAGCCGAGCUCAGAGCAGUUAAUGUCAUAAAAACAACACAAUAAAUGAGGACUGAGUGUGCUUAGAGUCCAUAGAAAUCUAGAUGCUAGAAUGAAGAGAAAAUGCAAAAUCAGAGGGGAGAGGGGAGAGGGGAGAGGGGAAUGGAAUAGCAAAGGGGGGAUCCUGAAACACCCUCCCCCACUCCUCCCACUGCAAUGUUUUGUUGCAGGUUUCACUUUAUGUUCAAGCUGAAUUAAACUUUUGAGCUGGGGUCUUUUAAAACCUCUCUCUUUCCAACAGGCCGACCAAUGCACAGGUCUCCAGGGCUUCCUGGUCUUCCACAGCUUUGGUGGGGGCACCGGUUCUGGGUUCACCUCCUUGCUGAUGGAGCGCCUGUCCGUUGACUACGGCAAGAAGUCCAAGCUGGAGUUCUCCAUCUACCCAGCUCCCCAAGUCUCCACAGCUGUCGUCGAGCCCUACAACUCCAUCCUGACCACCCACACCACCCUGGAGCACUCCGACUGCGCCUUCAUGGUAGACAACGAGGCCAUCUAUGACAUUUGCCGCAGGAACCUGGACAUUGAGCGCCCCACUUACACCAACCUCAACCGCCUUAUCAGCCAGAUUGUGUCCUCCAUCACGGCCUCCCUGCGAUUUGAUGGUGCCCUGAAUGUAGAUCUGACAGAAUUCCAGACCAAUCUGGUGCCCUAUCCCCGAAUCCACUUCCCCCUGGCCACCUACGCCCCAGUCAUCUCUGCCGAGAAAGCUUACCAUGAACAGCUGACAGUAGCAGAGAUCACCAAUGCUUGCUUUGAGCCAGCCAACCAGAUGGUGAAAUGUGACCCUCGUCACGGUAAAUACAUGGCCUGCUGCCUGUUGUACCGUGGGGACGUUGUUCCCAAAGAUGUCAAUGCUGCUAUUGCCACCAUCAAGACCAAACGUAGCAUCCAGUUUGUAGACUGGUGCCCCACCGGUUUCAAGGUUGGUAUCAACUACCAGCCCCCCACGGUGGUCCCCGGGGGCGACCUGGCCAAAGUGCAGCGUGCCGUCUGCAUGCUGAGCAACACCACAGCCAUUGCUGAGGCCUGGGCUCGCCUGGACCACAAGUUUGACCUGAUGUAUGCCAAGCGUGCCUUUGUCCACUGGUACGUUGGGGAAGGGAUGGAGGAAGGCGAGUUCUCGGAGGCCCGGGAGGACAUGGCUGCCCUAGAGAAGGAUUACGAGGAGGUUGGGGCAGACAGUGCCGAUGGGGAUGAUGAGGGCGAAGAAUACUGAUUUCUGUUUGUAUCCGUUUGUUUUCUACUUCUUGCUCCUGUCUCCUUCUGGAUGCCUUCUGCUGCCCAUUGUGUUAGACUCAUUAAAAAGAAACAUUUGGUUGAAAGCA